CCUUUAUAUGCUGUCCACGUCACGUCACUCACGUCCGUCAUGAGAAUACCCUCCCCAUCAUCUCUGUCAGAGACGCCAAAACUGUUAUGCCCUGUCAGACAUACACAACACAAACCCACCCGACACACGGAAGACGUCCAUCCCUGUCUGCCUUUCUGUCGCCGAGUGCUUCGCUUUGCCACCCAGGUACCUGUUUAGAGAGUGCCUCGAGGAAGGUGUUGCCGGCGAAGAGCAGAAAGACUACUCCCCCUGCCAGCGCUGCCGCACGCUCAGACACAUAAGACGUCAGAAGCGAACCUGACAUCACAUCACGCCACACCACACCACACCACACACACAGAGGCAGAUCAGAUGCACUCAUGUGUGGGGAUUGAUUGGCAGGGAUGGCAAAGGCUUCUCCUGACCUCCGACGACGGCGAUGAAAGUGGCGAUCAUGUGUCCGACUGAUCCGCCCACGACGACUCCCCAUGGGUUCUUGGCCGCACCCAACGCUAUCGUGCUGAUCAUCGACUUGUCGCCCCACUCAGCCACAAAGAUCAACGAAAACGUCUCUACGUAGACACACACAAACACCGCGAUGAAGAACAGACAGACGCACCUCCCACAACAUAAGCCUUCCCACUCACUGACCAACAAGAAUGGCCCAUUGUGUGGGAGAGAGACCGAAUCGUGUCUGCUGUUUCUCGACCUCCUGCUGGGCCUCUUCGAACUCCUCAUUCUCCUCGCCCUCCUUGCCCUCCUCCAGCCCCGCCUUGAUGUUCUGCACGCCGAAUAACACCAGCAGGGCGGCGGCGGCGUAGUCGUCGAAGGGGACGGUGGUGGUGAAGGGCAGCGCGUGGAACACCUGACCUAUCAACACCGAUAUUGCCGUCAUCAGUAUCAACGCACCAGUCGUCCCUAAUGGCACACACACACACACAGCCACACAGCCACACAGCCACACAGCCACACACACGCAGAUCCCAUUGGUGGCUGGCAGGCAGGCAGGCAGGCAGACAGGCGUACCGAUGAAGACGAGCCGCCUCGAGUACUUGAGCGAGAGCAGGGCCGAGAUAAAGAAGGUCUUGUCGCCGAUCUCAGACAAAAAGAUGAGCGAGAAGCCAGCAAUCAGCGCCGAAUAGAACUCAGGCACGGCAGUCUGCAGGAAGGGCAGCGUGGGCAGCGUCAGGGCCGCUGGCGGGAAGGGCGGCACCGACGGCAACGGCGGGCUGGGAAUCGCCACCGACGCAACAGCGGGAAUCACGCUGCUGAUCAGGGGCAUCAGUGCCACCGCCACAGCAGUUACACCCGCAACCAUCUUCCGCAACCUCUUCGGGUUGGCCCUCAUUCUUGCAAGCCAGCUGUCCAUGUGCGCAUGGUCGUCCUCGAGAGGGCUGAAAGACGGUGGGACUGGGACUGGUCGUCGUAGUGGUGACACCACCUCAGGACCAUCAUCGCGAUCAGCGGGUGGGUCCAGAUCAGUCACCCGCCUAGACAGCAGCGGCGUGUGGCGGAUCUCUGUCAGCGGCUGUUGCCUGCGUGAUGCAUCUACAGGGAUGGCUGUGCGUCGGAGGGCAGCGGGACGAGCAGGUCUGAAUGCCGCGAUGGGUGCCGCCAGCGACAAAAGCAAUGACAGCGCGGAUAGAGGCACCACUGAUGCUCUCAUCGUGGCGUAGCCUGGCGGUGAUUAAGGGGAGCUC
Vitrella brassicaformis is the source of this 1679-nucleotide messenger RNA. The record is from the annotation of a GenBank genome assembly. Lineage: Eukaryota; Vitrellaceae.